GGGCAGAUCAAAGCGAGUCAUCUCUGCAAGGUUCUCCUCCUCAUGCACGUAGAUCACUCCCUCAUUCCGUGCCAAAUGCUUGUAAUCGUCACCACAGGGCUGAAACAGAUUGCCGGGCCAGCGAUCGCCAAGCAGCUUCGAGAAAUCUUGUCGAAAACAAGGGAAAAAGCGUCGUACUGCUUGCGUGGCUUCUCGCCAACGGAGAAAAGAUCGUCUGGAGAUUACAUAUGUUUCUGCGGGUUUGUGCAGUCCAGCCACUGGAGGAAUUCCGUGCCUCCCCAUAGGGAGAUUGCCAUUUCGUUGUACAGGCUUUGAGAUGGCGUAUGUCUAACACAAGCCUGCUUGGAUCAGAUGAGACGGUGCCGAUGUGGGACCUUGUAGGGGUCAUAUAUAAAGAUCGUGUCCCCAAGAUGUGAUCUCAUCUGUGUUCAGAUUCCCAGGCGCACAUCACAAUACAACAUGACUUUCGACAAGGAGAAGCCAUCGAGCGAGGAAUGCGAAUUCGCUGACUCACCAGAAGAGUAUGCCCAGCUACGACGUGUCUGUGACGAUAUCUCAGUGGAUGUUUUCCUCGUGGCCGUGGCCGAACUGGCAGAGCGGUUCACCUACCGCUCCAUAACGGCCCCUAUGCAAAACUAUAUCCAGAACCCUCGUGAAGAUCCUUUCCGUCCAGGGGCGCUAGGCAUGGGCCAAACAGCUGCCACUGGGAUCAACUAUUUCUUUGUAUGCUGGUGCUACAUGGCACCCAUUCUGGGUGCCGUUGUGGCAGACACCUUCCUCGGGAGAUUCAAGACCAUCGUACUGGCCACUGGUUUUGCCGCAUCGGGGGUAAUGACUCUGUUCGUCACGUCACUGCCGGGUAGUCUCGAUCGUGGAGCUGGCAUGCCCGGCUUGAUGAUUGCAUUGAUACUGGUUGGAUUAGGUGUUGGCGGGAUCAAGAGUAAUGUUGCGCCGCUCAUUGCUGAGCAAUAUGGUGCACGGCCUGAGCGUGUCAAGACGCUACCUAGUGGAGAAAGGGUAGUGGUGGAUCCAAGUAUCACGGUCCAGACGAUCUAUGCCCGUUACUUCUGGGUGAUCAACCUUGGUGGGCUCUCCGUCAUUCCAGUAUCGUGGCUUGAGCUCAAGGUGGAUUUCUGGGCGGCUUUUAUGCUCCCUCUCUGUUUCUGGGUCUUGGCUAUGGUUGCUCUGAUUGCUGGGCGUACGAGAUAUGUUGUUCGCCCGCCCCAAGGAUCAGCCAUCACGACCGCCAUCCGCGUCCUCUGGAUCAGCAUAAGAAACGGAGGAAAGCUCGAUGCCGCUAGACCUUAUGUCUUAGAGAAAAAUGGAACUCCUGUCCCGUGGGACGAUGUCUUUGUGGACGAAUUGAAACGCGCUCUGGUAGCGUGCCGGGUGUUUCCCAUCUUCUGGCUCUGUAACGGUCAGGCCACGAGCAACCUAGUCAGCCAAGCGAUGUCGAUGAACACCCAUGGCGUCCCAAACGACAUGAUGGGUUUCUGCAAUCCCGCCACGAUUCUCAUCGCGGUUCCACUCUUCGAAACGGUCAUCUUUCCGACGCUUCGUCGGUUCAACAUCCGAUUCAAGCCCAUCAGCCGUAUGACGACGGGGUUCUUCAUCAAGGCCUGUGCCAUCGCAUACGCAGCCAUCCUCCAGGAGCUCAUUUAUAAAGCAUCCCCCUGUCAACGCAGUCCCGAAAUAGAGGGCUGUGGGGAGACCCGCCGCGGCGAGAAAAUCAGCAUCUUUCUGCAGGUGCCGGUGUAUUCCAUGAUCGGCCUAUCUGAGUUCUUUGCCGUCUUGUCCGGCAUGGAAUACGCAUACACCAAAGCGCCGCAGUCGAUGCGAAGUAUCGUCUCCGCCUUGUUCCUGCUCAUGUCCGCUAUCGGAGCCGCCCUGGGCAUCACGCUCUCCCCAGUCUCGGUCGACCCCACAGUGUUGAUAGAGUUCAUCUCCCUGAGCGCGGUUAUGUUCGUCACGGCGAUCGCCUUCUUCCUCUGCUUCCGGCGCUACAACCGCGCGGAAGAAGAGAUGAAUCAACUCAAAGAGCCGCGGAGCUCAAGCGAGACAGACGAAUCCAGUCGGUUAGAGAGGCAAUAG
Aspergillus campestris IBT 28561 is the source of this 2091-nucleotide messenger RNA. RefSeq names its product putative POT peptide transporter. The coding region runs from base 460 to 2091 and encodes 543 amino acids. Gene Ontology annotation, biological process: transmembrane transport; oligopeptide transport. Gene Ontology annotation, cellular component: plasma membrane; fungal-type vacuole. The record is from RefSeq and is a predicted model, not a curated record. The transcript has 12 exons. Gene Ontology annotation, molecular function: dipeptide transmembrane transporter activity; tripeptide transmembrane transporter activity. NCBI's taxonomy places the organism in Eukaryota, Fungi, Ascomycota, Eurotiomycetes, Eurotiales, Aspergillaceae.